UGACCCAACGUGUCAACAGACUCAGACAGCAUGAGAGGACACGGAUUCUGGGAUGCUGGAUUUAAAAAAUUAGGAUUUACUGAGAGAAUUUGAUUAAAGUUGCUUGUUUGUACUGCCGAACACACCUGGAUAGAUCAUUGUUAAAUUAUUCAGCCACUGACAGAAUCAUGUUUCGACAAACGAAGGCGCUGCUCCAGAAACUUCGAUAUGUGAGUUUUAACGGACAUCAGAGUACAUGGCGUUUAAAGAGUACCUCAGCAGUAGAGAGAGCCUCUCAGUACCAACCAGGACAGAAAAUCCACGGCUUCAUAGUCAAAGAGGUUGUUGCAGUCCCUGACUUGUUCCUGACCGCAGUAAAGUUGACCCACGACAAAACUGGUGCCCAGUACCUCCAUGCAGCCAGAGAUGACUCUAAUAACCUCUUUAGUGUCCAGUUCAGAACGACCCCUAUGGACAGCACGGGGGUCCCACACAUCCUGGAGCACACGGUGCUGUGUGGAUCUGAGAAGUACCCCUGCAGAGACCCUUUCUUUAAGAUGCUGAACAGGUCUCUAUCUACCUUCAUGAACGCUUUUACAGCCAGCGACUACACCAUGUAUCCGUUCUCAACCCAAAAUGGAAAAGAUUUCCAGAAUCUCCUCUCAGUCUACCUCGAUGCAGUUUUCUUCCCUUGUUUACGGGAGCAGGAUUUCUGGCAGGAGGGCUGGAGGCUAGAGAAUGAAAACCCCACAGAUCCAAACUCUCCUCUGGUGUUUAAAGGAGUGGUCUUCAAUGAAAUGAAGGGAGCGUUUUCGGACAACGAGCGUGUGUACGCCCAGCACCUCCAGAAUAAGCUGUAUCCGGAUCAUACCUACUCUGUGGUGUCAGGAGGAGAACCUCUAGCCAUCCCUGACCUCACCUGGGAGCAACUCAAGCAAUUCCACGCCACACAUUACCACCCCAGCAAUGCCAGGUUCUUCACGUAUGGCGAUCUGCCUUUGGAGCAGCAUCUGAAGCAGAUUGAAGAAGAAGCUCUGUCCAAGUUUCAACGUAUUGACCCGAACACGGAGGUCCCGUCCCAGCCCCACUGGAGCAGCCCUAGAGAGGAUCAUGUGACCUGCAGUCCUGAUGCUCUGGCUCCAGAUCCAGCCCGGCAGAACACACUGUGCAUGAGCUACCUACUGGGAGAUAUCACUGACACAUUUGAAGGAUUCACUCUCAGCCUGCUGUCGUCUUUAAUGAUCUCUGGACCAAACGCUCCUUUUUAUAAAUCUCUCAUCGAACCCAAGAUAGGGACCGACUUCUCCUCUGUUGUAGGAUACGAUGGCAGCACCAAAGAGGCAUCGUUCAGCAUAGGACUGCAGGGCAUGGCUGAGGAGGACACGGAGCGGGUGAAGCAAAUCAUCAGCCAAACCAUCGAUGACAUUAUAGAAUCUGGCUUUGAGGAGGAAAGAAUCGAGGCUCUCCUGCAUAAAAUUGAGAUCCAGAUGAAGCACCAGUCAACAAACUUCGGCCUGUCUCUGGCCUCGUACAUCGCAUCAUCAUGGAACCACGAUGGCGACCCGGUGGAGCUGCUGCAGAUCAACAACAGCGUUACGAAGUUCAAAAAAGCCCUGAAAGAAAACCCUCGCUUCCUCCAGGACAAAGUCAAACACUACUUUAAGGAGAACACCCACAGACUGACCCUGUCCAUGAGCCCAGAUGGGUCCUACUUAGAGAAACAGGCCAAAGCCGAGGAGGAGAAGCUCCAGAGAAAGAUCCAGGCUCUGUCUGAGAGUGAUAAAAAGGAGAUCUAUGAAAAAGGUCUGAACCUGCUGGAAGCUCAGAGUAAAACCCAGGAUGCCUCCUGUUUACCUGCUCUCAAAGUGUCCGACAUUGAGCCCACGAUACCGGUCACUCCAGUUCAGAUCAGCACUGCAGUGGGUGUCCCGGUCCAGUACUGUGAACAGCCCACUAAUGGCCUGGUUUACUUCAGAGCCAUGUGCAGUCUAAAUACACUGCCAGAGGACCUUCGGCUUUAUGUCCCACUUUUCUGCAGCGUCAUCACCAAGUUGGGCUGUGGAGCUCUGGACUACAGACAGCAGGCCCAGCAGAAAGAGCUGAGGACGGGGGGUAUGUCCAUCUCCACACAGGUCAUUCCUGACUCCACCCAGCUGGACAUGUACGAACAGGCUGUGCUUUUGUCCUCAUCCUGCCUGGAGAGAAAUCUUCCUCACAUGUUUCAGCUGUGGAGCGACAUCUUCAACAAUCCUCAUUUAGACGAGGAGGAGCGCCUGAGAGUGCUGGUCAUGAUGUCAGCACAGGAACUGGCCAAUGGAAUCGCUUACUCAGGUCACAUGUACGCUAUGACCCGUGCAUGCCGUCACCUGACUCCUGCCGGAGAACUUGCAGAGGCGUUUGGUGGGAUGGAGCAGGUGAAGUUUAUGAAGAGGGUGGCUGAGACGUCCGACCUCAGCCAAGUCAUCCGAACACUCGCCAGGAUCAAAAAGCAUCUUCUCAACCCCGACAACAUGAGGUGUGCGAUCAAUGCAACGCCACAGAAAAUGUCAGACACAGCAGCACAGCUGGAGAGUUUCAUGAAGGACGUCUCUGAAAACAGGAAGGAGAGAAAACCAGUCAGGACGAAUAUUAUCGAGAGGCCUCUAGACCCGACGGACGACUCAGGACUGAGUCGGAAACUCAUCUCUGAGCUGAACUUCCAGCCGUGUCAGAUGAAGACUUUCUUCCAGAUGCCUUUCCCCGUGAACUUCGUCAGUGAGAGUAUUCGUACAGUACCUUUCUCCCAUCAGGACUACGCCAGUUUGUGCAUCUUGGCGAGGAUGAUGACGGCUAAAUUUCUUCAUGGAGAGAUUCGAGAGAAAGGAGGAGCCUAUGGAGGCGGAGCCAGGAUGGGAGGAGGUCUUUUCUCCUUUUAUUCAUACAGGGAUCCAAACUCGAUGCAGACCUUGUCUGCGUUUCGUCGAGGGGUUGACUGGGCAAAGUCAGGCCAGUUCACCCAGCAGGACAUCGAUGAGGCCAAACUGUCCGUCUUCUCAGCUGUGGACUCACCUGUGGCCCCCUCAGAUAAAGGAAUGGGUCGUUUCCUCAGUGGAGUCACUGAUGAAAUGAAGCAGAAUCACAGAGAGCGCCUCUUUGCUGUCACUCACAAAAACCUGGUGGAUGUGGCUGAAAGGUACCUCGGUGUGGGUCAGAGGACGUGUGGCGUUGCUAUCUUGGGUCCAGAGAAUGAGGCGAUUAAAAAAGAUCCAUCAUGGAUUGUAAAAUAAUCCAAUCAGUUGGUAUUUAUGAUUUAAACUUGACAGAACUACUCCUGUGUCACAGCAGAACAAAACCUUUUCCGUUAAUACAACCAAGAUGAAGUCUGUGUUAGGGUUUUAAAACAGUGUCAUAAAGCUGAAGCGCACAAAACCAAGAGGACUGAGAAUGUGUUACUACAUUAGCCAUGAUACAGUUGUUCAGACAUUUCCUCUCUGUAUAUAUUAAAUUAAAUACAUUAUCAGGUUGGAGUACAA
Molecule: messenger RNA, 3491 nt
Organism: Cheilinus undulatus (humphead wrasse)
Lineage: Eukaryota; Metazoa; Chordata; Actinopteri; Labriformes; Labridae
Gene: pitrm1
Product: pitrilysin metallopeptidase 1
Exons: 27
Coding region: 168-3245 (1025 amino acids)
Biological process (GO): protein processing
Cellular component (GO): mitochondrial matrix
Molecular function (GO): metal ion binding
Source: RefSeq, a predicted model, not a curated record